Pediculus humanus corporis (human body louse) is the source of this 3543-nucleotide messenger RNA. RefSeq lists its product as uncharacterized. The transcript has 24 exons. Gene Ontology annotation, molecular function: voltage-gated calcium channel activity. The record is from RefSeq and is a predicted model, not a curated record. Gene Ontology annotation, cellular component: voltage-gated calcium channel complex. The coding region runs from base 1 to 3543 and encodes 1180 amino acids. NCBI's taxonomy places the organism in Eukaryota, Metazoa, Arthropoda, Insecta, Psocodea, Pediculidae.
AUGCAAUCGACAGUUUUGGCACGAUCAUGGGCUUCGACUUUUGGAACGGAACUUUCAGCUUCGGGUGUUUUCAUAACAAAAGUUGAUUUAGUCAAUGAGGCAAAUGCAAAAUUAGCAGAGAGAGAUGAUAGAACGGUUACGGGUGAAAUUACAAAAAAUAUUAAAAACAUGAUGGAUGAAAAAAUCAGUGCGGUUAGGAGAAUAAUGGAUGCGGCAGAAAAUACGGCAAUGUCAUCUCAAAAUGAAAUUUUAGAAAAUUUUCAAUAUUACAAUGCUAAAUGUUUGAUUAUGGACGAUGAUCCCUGCACGAACGAUUCACUCAAAGCGGAUUUACUACCAAAUAGUCAUUUUUGGGAUUUAGAAGUUAAUACUUCGUUUAGUGCGGUACACGUGCCGACAAACGUGUACGACAGAGCAACUGACGUUUUAAAAGCGAUAAGAUGGUCUGAAAAUUUAAACGACAUUUUUAAAAACAACUAUCAAAUCGAUCCUUCUCUAACGUGGCAAUAUUUUGGUAGUUCCACGGGAUUCAUGCGUCAGUUUCCAGCCAUUCAGUGGAAACAAGAUCCGGUGGAUCUUUACGACUGCAGAACACGGUCUUGGUUUAUAGAAGCCGCAACGAGUCCGAAAGACAUUGUUAUUUUGGUAGACGGUUCUGGAUCAAUGACGGGAAUAAGAAAAGAAAUAGCCAGACACGUCGUCAAUAAUAUUUUAGACACUUUGGGAAACAACGAUUUUGUUAAUAUUUUAUCGUUCAACGAAACGACAACGGAAGUCGAACCUUGUUUCAAAGAUAUUUUAGUUCAAGCCAAUUUAGCCAACAUUAGAAAUUUUAAAGAAAAAAUGGAAGAUAUCACGACUUCGAACAUUGCAAAUUUUUCUUUCGCACUCAGUAAAGCCUUUCACCUGUUACAAAAGUAUCGAGAAAAUGGUUCGGAUGAUUAUAGCGGUGCUCAUUGUAAUCAAGCAAUUAUGCUCAUAACCGAUGGCGUCCCAUACAACUUCAAAGAAAUAUUUGCCGAAUUUAAUUGGCCGAAUAUGCCUGUACGAGUUUUCACAUACCUUGUCGGAAGAGAGGUUGCCGACGUACGGGAAAUAAAAUGGAUGGCCUGUGCUAAUCGUGGAUACUACGUACAUCUGAGCACAUUGGCAGAAGUUCGGGAACAGGUUUUGCAAUAUAUUCCGGUCAUGGCACGCCCACUCGUUUUAAAUAGAACUAAUCAUCCGAUUAUAUGGACUCCGGUUUACGCGGAUGUCACGGAUCCUAAAAUGACCGAUUGGCUUUGGCAAGAAAGAGAAUUCGCUGAACAAAAACGUAUAUUUUUAGAAUAUAGAAAACAUAAGAAAAAAAGACGGGAAGAACAAGAUAAAAAAUUCAUAACGAGAUUUAGAAAGGGCAACGUCGAAAAAGAGGGAAUGCAUCCCUAUAAAUUAAUGACGUCUGUAUCAAUGCCAGUAUUUGAUCGCAAAGAAAAUGCAACAAAAGUAGCUAAUUUAUUAGGUGUCGCAGGAACGGAUGUUCCGCUUGCGGAAAUGCAAAAACUCAUGAAUCCAUUUAGAUUAGGCGUCAAUGCUUACGCUUUUAUCGUUACCAAUAACGGAUACAUUUUAUAUCAUCCGGAUCUUCGACCGGUUUUUCAAGGUAUUUUAAAACCAAAUUACAACAGUAUUGACAUGGCGGAAAUAGAAUUGGUCAGCGAUGGUUCCGGACCGAGAGAAUUUAACAAAGAUCUUUUGGACCUGAGACUUGCAAUUAUCAAUCAAAAAGAAAAUGGAAGCGCUUACCUUACUGUCAAGUAUCAUUACGAUGAUAUGAAAAGAGUCGGUCAAUUGCGGAGAAAAUAUUAUUAUUCUCCAAUUGAAAAUUCUCCAUUUACCGUGGUUGUUGCCAUUCCAGCCGAUUAUGGAAAUUAUCGAGUGGAUGGCGAAGUAGAAUUACAUAGGGCUCAUCAAGUUGGUGAAGCCAUAUUAGAAUUAUUCCACGGAAAUAAUUGGAGAAUUCAUCCCGACUGGAUUUAUUGUAAAUAUUGUAAUGAUACGUAUAUACAAUUUGACAGUCCCGAAGAAGAACUUUUUCAUUUUCUCAAUAGAUCUAUUCAUCCAGGAUGGAAAUGGAAAGUUAAACCGAAAUUGUCUUUGGAUGGACAUUUUCUUAAUUCUUCAUCUCAAAAACCCGAAAGGCUGGAUAAAGACUCUUAUUACUGUAAUUACUUACUUAAAUUAUUCACCAUUUUUAAAUUAUAUAAUAAUUUAUUUUUAUUUUUAAAAAGCUUUUGUUUAGUUUCAACGGAAGAGUUUAAAAAAAAAUUUGGGAUAACUGUUGUAUUUUUAGCCACUCGUAGUGGGCUAACGCGUUGGAAAAAUUUUGAAACAUCGGAUAAAAAAGAUCACUUACCUUUCGGUGACAUCUACAAUAAGGCCAUUGAUGAAAUUUGGUAUAAAAGAGCAGUGGAGCAAUACUACAUAAAUAACUCCAGCUUCGUGUAUUCUGUACCAUUUGACGUCGGUUUCAACAAUGAAACAAUGGUAACAGCGAGUAGAGCUAUUUUUGUACAGAAUAAAGCUCCUGCUGCAGUUGUGGGUUACCAAUUCAGGCACAGUGCAAUGUCGACAUUAUUUUUUAACACCGUGUCAUCAUGUCCUUACGCGGAUUGUACGGUUAGCUGCGCUUCAGAUGAUCUUGACUGUUUCGUGUUAGAUAACAAUGGAUACGUAAUAGUAUCUGAAAAUUCUCAACAUACUGGAAGAUUUUUCGGAGAAAUUCAUGGGACGGUUAUGAAUAUGCUAGUGGAAGAAAAUAUUUAUCGCAGAAUAACAUUGUAUGAUUAUCAAGCGGUUUGCUUUCCAGAUUUAAAUUCGGAUAAUUCGGGAAAUACCUUAACCGCUCCUUUAAAAUUGUCCUUGUGGUUUUUCAAAUGGUUAUUUGCAAAAUUACUAUUGAUAAUCAUUGAACUUAGUUCGAUAUAUGCAGAUUACUUAACGUCCUAUUCUUAUUUGUCAGAUGAGAGAGAUAAAGAUUUGCAACAAUGUCAGAGAGAGAUAUACAAUUCAUCCAUGGAUGAAUUUUCAGAAUUCAGGCAUGAAAAAACAGUAGAAAUGGAGUAUAUUAUAAGAAAAACAAGGCCUGAAAGUUGCGACCAACAAACUCAGCUUUACAUGUUGCCACAACCUAAUAAUAAUAACAAUUACAGCAAAGGAGCUAAUGGAAGUCAAAGACCAUUUGUUGCACAGCCAAUUCCAAAUACAAAUUUAAUAUUGGUUAUAGUUAAUUCAUUGUGUCUUAUUAACGACAUGACAUUUUCAAAUGAACCAGAAGAGAUACAAUACAUGCUUAUAGGACAAGAUAUGGACAUUAAUGUGUCUGUUAACUGUCAUAAAAUUCUUUCAAAUAAUUUGCCAAGAAAAAGACCUAAAGACUGUAUUAACAAACAUGAAAAGGAAGGACAAAUAGAGUUAUGUGGCCUUGGUACACGAUUAUCAGAAAAUAAAUAUGUAAUUGCCAUUACCAUUUUCGCCUUAAAAGCAAAAUUGCUUAGAUUUUAA